AUGAUCCGACAGACGUACGUCACCGCUUUUAUAGCAGCUUGUUUGGUGGCAGGCUCUCAAGCCGGCCCCUGUAAACCAAGCUCCCGGACAACUGAAGGCCUUACGGAUACCACGAGCGAUGCUCCGACCACUCUCGGCUCCACAACUGUAUCCAGCUUUGGCGAAACCACUGCGGUCGCAUCCUCCUCCACUUAUCUCUCAAACGAAGAAUCGAGUAUCGUUAUCACGGAGUCCGUAAGCAGCACAGAGACGUCUGUGGACCCCAGGGAAACAUCUACCACUGCCCUGUUGACAACCGAAGACACGACGACUGAAGCUGCCUCCACUACUGUCACGACGACUGCAUCGGAGGCUACAUCGGCUAUACCUUUCAUCAGCAAUACUGGAUUCGAUGAUGACGAUUCAUCUGUCGCGCCUUGGGAACUCUACUACGACGAGUUUGCCGUAUCCAUCGCCUCUGGUGUCAAGCAUGACGGACCCAACUCUGCUCUCGUGGCCAAAACCCUAGGGGCGAGACUCCUCAUAGACUACAUCAGACAGCCGCUCCAGGGUUCCAUCACUGCUGGUGUUACCUAUACCAUGUCCGCUUGGGUCAAUGCAAACUCCCUCUGCCCUGCUGUUACGCUCAUAUGCUCAUAUCAAAGUAACGCUUGGACGGAUGCCACGCCUAUUGAUCUCACCUCGAGUGUAGACCAGUGGAAUUUGGACGAUAUCCCAUCCUUAGCAGGCAAAGUCGCCCUCGUCACAGGAGCCAACACUCCAGAUGGCAUCGGCUAUCACAUCGCACAUCAACUCGCACUCAAGGGAGCAAAAGUCUACAUCGGCGCCCGCAAUCUUCAAAAAGCAACAAAAGCUAUCAGAACCAUGCUUGCCGAAUCACCGCAGCUAAAACCCGAAUCUCUUGUUCCAUUUGCCGUUGACAUGGGAAAUUUCAAACAAGUGCAGUUCGCUGCGAGAAAGGUUGUUGCAGAGGAGCCCCGGCUUGAUAUUCUAGUCAAUAACGCUGCUGUUAUCGCCAGACCUCUUGAUAAAGACGGCAAUGGCAUCUCUGUCUCAUUUGGCAUCAAUCACCUCGGCCCUUUUCUUCUUACUAGGGAGCUGUUACCGCUGCUUAACAAGACUCAAGCUGAACAUCCUGGGGUGCGGAUUGUGAAUGUUGCUUCGACGGCUCACUAUGAUGUUCCGACGGGUGCAAAAUUUGGAUCGCUAGAAGAUUUCAAUAAUGCCUAUGGUAGUGAGAAUGAGCCUUUAGCUAAUUAUCUUCGGUACGGCUACUCCAAACUCGCAACUAUUCUGCACACCAAAGAACUUCAGCGCCGUUUUGACCAAGAAGGCGUUGACAUUCUAGCCCUCAGUGUUCAUCCCGGAGGGGUUGCAACAGAUGGAGCGGCAGGAUAUCUUGGGGGGAGAGACAACGACGUCUUCCGAUCGAACCUCUCACCUUUCGAGGGUGCCAUCACGCCUCUGUUUGCUGCUGCCCACCCGGAACCAGCUCAGCACAGAGACAAGUAUGCUGGAUCAUUCAUCAUGCCGUUUGGUGGACUGAAAGAACCAACCGAGGAUGCGAAUAACGCCGAGUUGGCGAAACAGCUUUGGACAACGUCUGAGCAGGUGGACUUUGCCUUCAGCUUCGUCGGGGGACCAUUCGCGUGGCACUGGCCUCUCGCUUUUCAAGCUGCCUUUGCAUUAUGGGUCAUCUUUGUGGUGUUUGGUGUACCUGAAUCACCUCGUUGGUUGCUCAACCAUGGGAAGAGACAAGAGGCCAUAGAAGUGCUGUCAACAGUCUAUGAUAACCCAAUUGAUCACCCUGAUAUCCCGCGAGAGGUCCAUUCAAUGGAGACGGCGUUGUCCAUUGAAGCUGAAGCAGCGAGAAGUACUUCUUUGGCUUCCACAUUCAGAAAGGAUAAAGUUAGCACGAGAUACCGAGUCUUUCUUGCUUGGUAUGUGCAGUUUAUGAACCAGACUGGCGCUGUUCUGACCGCCAACAUCGAGCUCGAACAUAGACUUGCACAGAUCAUUGCCGGCUGUAUCCAGCUGAUGUUCCCCAUCGACUCCUUGCUCCCAACACUGGCUUUAGACAAGAUGGGUCGUCUAUCUACCAUGAUAUGGGGGUCUGCUGGACUGUCGUUCUCGGUGAUGAUGGUUGCCGCACUUUUAUCUCAGGUUGAUGAUAUAUCACGAGGCCGAGCAUUUGCUGCUAGGUCAGUAGCUUUCUUCUUCACCUACAUGCUCGUCUUCGGUGCGAGUAUGAACUGUGUUCCUUCUAACUGGCUCUGGAAUUCCAAAGUAGUCAUGAUCACUCCCGUCCUCAUUAAUCGUCUUCAGUGGAAGGCAUAUCUCAUUUUUAUGGCUACCAACCUCAUUUUCGUUCCGAUUAUCUUCGUCUUGUACCCCGAGACGUCUAACUUGGUUCUUGAAGAGGUUGACAACAUUUUUGCUCGUGGUGAGAAUAUAGUUCAAGUGGCUAGGGAUAUGCAGAAAGAGCUUGCUCUCUAUGAGCUGUUGGCGGAUGAUUAUCCUGAGAAGGCAACAAAGGUGGAAAGCAAGCCGCAUGAGAAGGGUGAUGAAUUUGUUGAGCAUGCCCAAGCUUGA
Molecule: messenger RNA, 2592 nt
Organism: Fusarium subglutinans
Lineage: Eukaryota; Fungi; Ascomycota; Sordariomycetes; Hypocreales; Nectriaceae
Product: light induced alcohol dehydrogenase Bli-4
Exons: 7
Coding region: 1-2592 (863 amino acids)
Biological process (GO): transmembrane transport
Cellular component (GO): membrane
Molecular function (GO): transmembrane transporter activity
Source: RefSeq, a predicted model, not a curated record